CAAGGAGGAGGGCCAGAGAUGGACGAAUACAUGGAGACGCUGAAGGAUGAGGAGGACGCCCUGUGGGAGAACGUGGAAUGCAACCGGCACAUGCUGAGCCGCUACAUCAACCCCGCCAAGCUCACCCCCUACCUGCGCCAGUGCAAGGUCAUCGAUGAGCAAGACGAAGAUGAAGUGCUCAGUGCUCCCAUGCUGCCAUCCAAGAUCAACCGGGCAGGCCGAUUGUUGGACAUUCUACAUACCAAGGGGCAACGGGGCUACGUGGUCUUCUUGGAGAGCCUGGAAUUUUACUACCCAGAACUGUACAAACUGGUGACUGGGAAGGAGCCCACACGGAGAUUCUCCACUAUUGUGGUGGAGGAGGGCCACGAGGGCCUCACGCACUUCCUGAUGAACGAAGUCAUCAAGCUGCAGCAGCAGAUGAAGGCCAAGGACCUGCAGCGGUGCGAGCUGCUGGCCAAGUCGCGACAGCUGGAAGAUGAAAAGAAACAGCUGACGCUGACGUGGGUGGAGCUGUCGACCUUCCAGGAGCGGUACUACAAGAUGAAGGAGGAGCGGGACGGCUACAACGACGAGCUGGUCAAGGUGAAAGACGACAACUACAACUUGGCCAUGCGCUAUGCCCAGCUCAGUGAAGAGAAAAACAUGGCAGUGAUGAGGAGCAGAGACCUCCAGCUUGAGAUCGAUCAACUAAAGCACCGAUUGAAUAAGAUGGAGGAGGAAUGCAAGCUGGAGAGAAAUCAGUCACUGAAACUGAAGAAUGACAUCGAGAAUCGGCCCAAGAAGGAGCAGGUUCUGGAACUGGAGCGGGAGAAUGAGAUGCUGAAGACCAAAAACCAGGAGCUGCAGUCCAUCAUACAGGCUGGGAAGCGCAGCCUGCCAGACUCGGACAAGGCCAUCCUGGACAUCCUGGAACAUGACCGUAAGGAGGCCCUGGAGGACCGGCAAGAGCUCGUCAACAAGAUCUACAACCUGCAGGAGGAGGUCCGCCAGGCAGAGGAGCUGCGAGACAAGUACCUGGAAGAGAAGGAAGACCUGGAGCUCAAGUGCUCGACCCUGGGAAAGGACUGUGAAAUGUACAAGCACCGCAUGAACACGGUCAUGCUGCAGCUGGAGGAGGUGGAGCGGGAGCGGGAUCAGGCCUUCCAUUCCCGAGACGAAGCGCAGACCCAGUACUCACAGUGCUUAAUCGAAAAGGACAAGUACAGGAAACAGAUCCGCGAGCUGGAGGAGAAGAAUGACGAGAUGAGGAUCGAGAUGGUGCGGCGGGAGGCCUGCAUCGUCAACCUUGAGAGCAAGCUCCGGCGCCUCUCCAAGGACAGCGGCAGCCUCGACCAGAGUCUGCCCAGGAACCUGCCAGUGACCAUCAUCUCUCAGAACUUUGGGGACGCCACCCCCAGGAUCAACGGUCAAGAAGCGGAUGAUUCUUCAACCUCAGAGGAGUCCCCCGAAGACAGCAAGUACUUCCCACCUUACCACCCGCCCAGGCGCAGGAUGAAUCUGAAGGGCAUCCAGGUGCUUGGAUGCGGAGGGGCCAUGGUGCAGGUGGCGCAGGUGCCUUGUCAGGCCACUGAGGGGCGGGAGGGACAGGCUCCAAUGAGGACAGUCAAGGGACACGAAGAAGAAGGCACAGACGCCAGCCCCAGCUCCUCCAAUUCUCUGCCUGUCACCAGCUCCUUCACAAAGAUGCAGCCCCACCGGAGCCGCAGUAGCAUCAUGUCAAUCACCGCCGAACCCCCAGGAAACGACUCCAUCGUCAGACGUUAUAAGGAAGACGCACCUCAUCGCAGCACAGUCGAAGAGGACAACGACAGUGGUGGGUUUGACGCCUUAGACCUGGAUGAUGACAGUCAUGAGCGCUACUCCUUUGGGCCCCCCUCCAUUCACUCCUCCUCCUCCUCCCACCAGUCUGAGGGUCUGGACGCCUAUGACCUGGAGCAGGUCAACCUCAUGUUUAGGAAGUUCUCUCUAGAAAGACCAUUCCGGCCCUCAGUCACAUCUGGGGGGCACGUGCGGGGUCCUGGGCCUUCAGUGCAGCAUACAACACUGAAUGGUGACAGCCUCAUCUCCCAGCUCACCCUGCUGGGGGGCAAUGCACGCGGAAGCUUCAUCCACUCAGUCAAGCCAGGCUCCCUGGCCGAGAAGGCGGGCCUCCAUGAGGGCCACCAGCUACUGCUGCUAGAAGGCUGCAUCAAAGGCGAGAGGCAGAGCGUCCCCUUGGAUACAUGCACAAAGGAGGAGGUGCACUGGACCAUCCAGAGGUGCAGCGGUCCCGUCACACUGCACUACAAGGUCAACCAGGAAGGGUACCGGAAACUGCUGAAGGACAUGGAGGAGGGCCUGAUCACAUCAGGGGACUCAUUCUACAUCCGGCUGAACCUGAACAUCUCCAGCCAGCUGGACGCCUGCUCCAUGUCCCUGAAGUGUGAUGAUGUCGUGCAUGUUCGUGACACCAUGUACCAGGACAGGCACGAGUGGCUGUGUGCACGGGUCGACCCUUUCAUGGACCAUGACCUGGACAUGGGCACAAUUCCCAGCUACAGUAGAGCCCAGCAGCUCCUCCUGGUCAAGCUGCAGCGCCUGAUGCACAGGGGCAGCCGGGAGGACGCAGACACCGCCCACCACACCCUAAGGGCACUCCGGAACACUCUGCAGCCAGAAGAAACACUUUCAACAAGCGACCCCCGGGUCAGUCCCCGUCUGUCACGAGCAAGUUUCCUUUUUGGCCAACUCCUUCAGUUUGUCAGCAGGUCCGAGAACAAGUACAAGCGGAUGAACAGCAAUGAGCGGGUCCGCAUCAUCUCCGGGAGCCCGCUGGGGAGCCUGGCCCGGUCCUCCCUAGACGCCACCAAGCUCUUGACAGAGAAGCAGGAAGAGCUGGACCCCGAGAACGAGCUCAGCAGGAACCUCAGCCUCAUCCCCUACAGCCUGGUGCGCGCCUUCCACUGCGAGCGCCGCCGGCCCGUCCUCUUCACGCCCACCAUGCUGGCCAAGACGCUGGUCCAGAAGCUGCUCAACUCGGGGGGUGCCAUGGAGUUCACCAUAUGCAAGUCAG
Galeopterus variegatus (Sunda flying lemur) is the source of this 3055-nucleotide messenger RNA. RefSeq names its product caspase recruitment domain-containing protein 11. Gene Ontology annotation, biological process: positive regulation of canonical NF-kappaB signal transduction; regulation of apoptotic process. Lineage: Eukaryota; Metazoa; Chordata; Mammalia; Dermoptera; Cynocephalidae. Gene Ontology annotation, molecular function: protein binding. The transcript is spliced from 20 exons. The record is from RefSeq and is a predicted model, not a curated record. The annotation marks the transcript as partial.